Messenger RNA from Rubroshorea leprosula, 395 nucleotides. The record is from the annotation of a GenBank genome assembly. Lineage: Eukaryota; Viridiplantae; Streptophyta; Magnoliopsida; Malvales; Dipterocarpaceae.
CCUAAAAAGGGAGUUAUCAUUCUCUCUCAACUUUGAUGGCCAUGGAUAUCCCACAAAAGCUCAACCAAUACAGGCAACAGAUUUGGAGGAAUAUGUCAAUUAACAUCCUUGCUUCCCCAAAUCCCCCUCCUCCUUUGCAGCUGCCAUCUACUACGAGAUACCACUACAGAUGUAUGUUGCUUGCUACUCACCCAUCGUCCAUCCCGGAGCAGAGGAAGGUGAUUCUUUGUAUUUAACAAGAAAAUAGAGAUCUAAGAAGGAUAACAAAAAUCAAGGAACCACAGAAAGAGGAAGGCAACACCAAAUCAAAAAAUUUCUGCUUGCCAGGUAUUUGUUAAUUAUUUGAUCCAUAUUUUUUUUAUUAGAGAUUCAUGUAAUACAAUCUAAAUUAUUGU